Molecule: messenger RNA, 1440 nt
Organism: Cutaneotrichosporon oleaginosum
Lineage: Eukaryota; Fungi; Basidiomycota; Tremellomycetes; Trichosporonales; Trichosporonaceae
Source: RefSeq, a predicted model, not a curated record
AUGUCCACCAAGGCAGGCUUCACGACCUACCCGCGCAUGACUGCGCCGUCCAAGAUCCCCGACCCGCUCGCGCCCAACCGCCCCCUCUUCCCCCUCCUCCCGCACCCCGAAGAGACGGCCCCGCCAGCGCCGCCGCGCCCGGAGCUCGCCCCGCCCCCCGCGGGAUGGACGCGGAGCUACCACGCUGCGCCGGCCGCGUAUCCCAAGGAGCUUGCCGAGGCGCACGGCACGCUGUCGCGCGACAGCACGCCGUACAAGACCGCCGAGGCCAAGGCCGGCGAGACCAAGGAGGAGAAGGCGGCGCGGUUCACCGCCGACGCGAUAAAUAGCGUUGAGAUGCGCUACGCCGUGCAUAACUGGACGUAUGCCGAGGUGCAGGCCGCGCUGCCGCGCGGCCACUGGCUCGCUGCUGAGCGCUGGCGGCGCGACAAGCCCACUGGCCGCGGCAAGGUGCUCGUGUGUACGCACGCUAAUGGGCUGCAGAAGGAGCACUGGCACGUCGCGCUGCGCGCACUUCUCGCUCGCGAUCCUACGACGCCAGGCGCUGUCUUCGGCACCGCCGCGGAGCUGCCGCCAACUAGCGUGGAGAUCGAUGACAUCUGGCUGCUCGACGACGCCAACCAUGCCGCGAGCGUGGACCUGAACGCCGGCCGGCUCGGCGCCGUACAGGCGUGGCGCGACGACUCGCGCGACGUGCUCAACUUCGUCACGCACGUCCUGCCGAACGUGUAUGCUGGCGAGGGACGGCCGGGAUGGCAGCUCGGAUGGUCGGCCAACCCAGCCCCGAUGCCCAAGGUCGUGGGCAUCGGACACAGCUUCGGCGGCAACGCGCUCGUGCAGGCCGCCGCGGCGCGCCCCGAUCUCUUUGAGUCCCUCUUCCUCGUCGACCCCAUGGUGCCGCCGCAUUACGUCCCGUACGACCGGUGGCUCAAAGAGCGGCUGGCGGUGUACGCGCUGAGCGCGGGCGCGAUCCGGCGGCGCACGCACUGGCCGAGCCGCGCCGACGCGGCCAAGGCCAUGCGCGCCCAGCCCUUCUUUGCGGCAUGGGACAAGGAAGUGUUCGAUCUUUACGUCGCACACGGCCUCGUGCCUGUCGACUACAGCAAGCCUGAGGGCGAGGUCACGCUCGCCACGCCCAGCUGGUGCGAGGCUGCCGUGUUCACCGAGCCCGAGGGCGUCGCGCACGGCUGGAUGGCUCUGUCGAAGCUCACGUGUCCCGUCGGCUUCGUCAUGGCUAAUGUCCCGGUCGCGACGUACGGCGAGGAGCGGACGCGCGACAUGGUCUGGCGUCCGCCGCGCGCGCGCAACGAGCGCUUUCCUGACGCGGGGCAUCUGAUCACGCAAGAGAAGCCGCACAAGCUGGCUGAGAGCAUGUGGCGCUUCUUCACAACGAUCGAUGCUGGUGUAUGGGACAAGGAUGACGACCGGGCGAAGCUGUAG